CACACAUAUAUAUAUAUAUAUAUAUGUUGACUUUCUGACUUUGGCUGAGAAUUAGUGUACAGUUUUGCAGAUUUGGUGUGUGGUUCUGGUGUUUGAGUGUCAGUUUUCAGAAAUUGUGUGAAAAGUAAGGAUUCUGUGUGUAAGCAGUUGAAAAAAACUGUAACUGUGGCAUUUUUAUAUUCUUUUUCCGUUAAAAAUUACAAACAUAUGCAGUGUAAAUAACCAUGCUACUGAUUUAAAAGUGAAGGCAAAGUCCAAGACAAUACCACCCACAAUAAAGCCCACGAUUGUGUCCUUUUUUAAAGAUCUAAGAAUUUGAAUAUUAUUUAAUUAUAUGUAUAUUGCUGUAAAGGCUAUAAUGUGUGUGUGUGUGUGUGUGUGUGUGUGUGUGUGUGUGUGUGCGUGUGCAUGUGUGUGUGUGUGUGUGUGUGCGUGUGCGUGUGCGUGUGUGUGUGUGUGUGUGUGUGUGCGUGUGCGUGUGUGUUUUACACACAGCUAGUAACAAUAACCAUUAGGACAUUACUUUAAAAAUUCCCCUAAGGAGACCAUCGCCACUUAGCUUUGAAGUGUGGAGUACAUUUACUAUUCCAUAAUAGAUGUGUUACAAGUCACAGAAGGGAAAUCAUUACUGGUACUCUGGUCAGAAAAGCUCAAGAGAAUUAAUGAGCAGUCUGAGACGUCUGGCCUAUAUCUCAGUAAUUAAUUAUGCUUCUUGUCAAAUUAUAGCAUGAUAAACUGUUGUAAGCCCAUCAUCCUAAAGCUGUUAUCCUUCACAGUAUAAAUUAAUACCAUUAUAUUUAGACAAGUACUAAGGUAAUAAAAUACUGUAUUUGCAAAUUGUCUGCAUUAGUUGUCAAGGUCAAAAUAGCACACCCCUGUCAGAACAUGCCAUUUGGUAGCUAAGAGAUCAGACUAAACAAAACAAACAAACAUACCGUAGACUACAGGGAAACAGUUCACUGAGUGUCCCCCGCCUGUGUCCCGAGACGCUGGGAGAGGCUCCAGCAUCCCCCUGCAGAGGAUAAAACGAAACAGACAUAUGGAGAGCCGCAUAACCAAUCAGGAACGCACUUUAAGCACUCUACUGGAACAAGCCGUGAAGAUCAGGGACGAUGUGGUGACUGGUCUACGUGCAACUCAGGGUUCAGUAUUGAUGGAGUCGUCUGCUAGAAAACUACUGGAGAACCACAUUCAGAUCAUAACUCAUAUCGUCAAACAGCUCAGCAGAGACAUCCAGGUGCUGGAAGCCCAGAUUAUUGAGAGAGACAACCUUGCUGCAGGGACGACUUUUGCAGUGAAGAGCUUGGAUCACAAGAACAUGAUGGGUAUUGGAGAUCUCAGAGGCAGAGUGGCAAGAUGUGAUGCUAGCAUUGCUAAACUGUCAUCUGAUGUUGGCAAUGGAGGGCGGGACAUUCUGAAACUCCAACAGGAAGUGAGUGAGUUACGCUCUGAGCUGGAGCUGAAGCUGAGAGACAUGGAGCUCAAGCUGUCUCAGGAUGUAGGAAAACUAGAGAUGUCAAUGUCAGAGAAGUUCAUCUCUCAGAGAAACGCCACUGGAGAUUUACAGAAGGAGAUACAACAACUGGAUGUAAAGACCUCUAGUGGGCUGAUGGAGAUGGAGGAGCAGACCGUGAGACUGAGGAAGUGGGCCAAGGAGCAGAUGAAAACCGCAGUUCAAUCACACACACUGUGCAGCCAGCUGCACACACUGCUGCAGGAAAGAGUGGUGGAAGUGGAAGGCAGGCUAAAGGAGAAAAUGGUUCUUCUUUCUGGGCAUCUGGAAAGGUUGGAGGCACAAUUGGAGAAGGUGCGAUCAGCUGACAAGACCAAGUGUUCAGAGAGCAAACUCAACAGCAAGAUCAACACUUUGGAGAAGAGCUUCAGAGAAGAGCUAGAGCAGAUGAGGAGGGAGUACCAGUCUGGGUUUCAGGCGGUUCAUGAUGCCAUUGCAUCUCUGAGACACAUCGGUGACACCAAAGCCAAGCUGGACAAAGGAGAGCUGCAAAGAGACAUAAGACAGAUCCAGAGAAACAUGGUGGGACUGAAGGAAUUCUGACCAGAUUAUCCUUUUAAAAACAUAUAUGCUGGAAUAUAUAACCUGUGUCUGAGAUCACAAAGUAUGAUUCAGCAAAAUGUGGGCAGAUGGACAAUACAAUCAAAUAAGCUCUACAUUUGUUUCCUCGAUUGAAAAAAAGGAUUUAGCCGGUCUCCGUGAGGUCAUUUCCUGUAAAUCUCUUUUUGCCAACCCAGACUUUACAUUCAGAUUCUGAGUGAACAAUCAUAGUUGAUGAAAUUCAAACAAGGUACAAUUAUGUCAAAUCAGAGAUUAGAUAUGCAACUCAUGAGGCUUAAUACUGAAAGAUUAGGAAGAUGAACUGUUCAGUGUUUGUCCGCACGUCCCCAGACCAGUAUUGAUUGUAAAGAAACGCUAGAAUAAACAAACAAGAUCUCUUUGUUUUCAUUUAAUUUUCCAAGCCACCAAUGCAUACUUGCAAAGCAUUAAUAUACUCAACACCAUAAACUAUUACUGUUAUUUCCCUCUUGUUUCUCUUUGUGUUUAUGCUUUAAUAUUUUAGAGACACAAUGGCUUUUUGUAGUUGACCGUAGGUCAGUUCUGCAUAGAUGGAAAUGACAGUGGGGAAAAACAGAGGUCCAUUAAUUCUUCUAGUGCUUCUGUAAGAUAACUGUUGUCAGAUAAAAAGCAAUUAAUUAGAAUUUUUGGCUUCUCUGACAACAAACAAACAAUUUGAGAAGCAGACAUCCCACUGCUGCAUUUUCAAAUGUGCCUAAUAGUGGCUACACUAAGCAAUGACUGUUUUCAGGCUCCUACAGUGAUGAACCAUGAUAGAAGUGCUUUUGAGUUACAUAAUGGCAAUACCAGCACAUUUAGUUUAUUUUAGUCAGCCGAGGCCUGUGGCAAUACUAAUUAUGUAGAAAGAUUGUCGCUGGGAGGAAGGCACAGAAAAAUAAUAAUGAAUCAUAACAAUGAAUCAAUCAAGUGUCAACACCCAUUUGAAUGUGAAACAAUGGGCAGAGGCUAAUUCCAUUACACCAUAAACAGCUAUUAAAAAGCCAUUCAUAUAGAUUAAAGGAUUAGAUCACUUUCAAAUGAUAAUUAGCCCAAGCUUUACUCACCCUCAAGCCAUCUUAGGUGUAUAUGACUUUCUUGAUGAACACGAUCAGAAAUAUUUUAAUAAAUAUCCUAACGCAUCCGAGCUUUGUAAUGGCAGUGAACGGGUCACGAGGAUGAGCUGAAGAAAGUGCUUCCAUCCACAUCCAUCCAUCUUAAACGUGUACUCCACGCAGCUCUGGGGGGUUAAUAAAGUCCUUCUGAAGUGAAGUGAUGCGUUUGUGCAAAAAAAUAACAAGUUAUGAAGUAAAAUAUCUAGCUUCCGCCAGACCGCCUUCCGUAUUCAACUUAAGAAGGAAGUGUAAACUGGCGUUGCAUCAGUUACACUUUUUCCGUAAGUUGAAUAGGGAAGGCGUAGGACGUUGCGUAACCAUUUUGAACUGCGAAAGGCGUCACACUUUCUUCGUACAUUGAAUACGGAAGGCGGUCUGGCAGAAGAUAGAUAUUUUACUUCAUAACCUGUUAAAUAUGGAUUUUUUUUUUUUUUUUUUUUUUUUU
Molecule: messenger RNA, 3628 nt
Organism: Ctenopharyngodon idella (grass carp)
Lineage: Eukaryota; Metazoa; Chordata; Actinopteri; Cypriniformes; Xenocyprididae
Gene: fam81b
Product: family with sequence similarity 81 member B
Exons: 9
Coding region: 1040-2056 (338 amino acids)
Source: RefSeq, a predicted model, not a curated record